AUGCCGUGUGCCCACACCAUUUCUCGUACAAAGCAGACUGCUGGCAAAUCCACCGGUGGUGAACCCAGGAAACAACUGGCUACAAAAGCUGCUCGCAAGAGUGCACCCUCUACUGGAGGGGUGAAGAAACCUCAUCGUUACAGGCCUGGUACUGUGGCACUCCAUGAAAUCAGACACUAUCAGAAGUCCACUGAAUUCCUGAUUCACAAGCUGCUCUUUCAGAGUCUGGUGGGAGAAAUUGCUCAGGACUUCAAAACAGAUCUGCGCUUCCAGAGUGCAGCUAUUGGUGCUUUGCAGGAGGCAAGUGAGGCCUAUCUGGUUGGCCUUUUUGAAGAUAUCAACCUGUGCACUAACCAUGCCAAAUGUGUAACCAUGAUGCCAAAAGAUAUCCAGCUAGCACACCACAUAUGCAGAGAACGUGCUUAA
Molecule: messenger RNA, 426 nt
Organism: Mus pahari (shrew mouse)
Lineage: Eukaryota; Metazoa; Chordata; Mammalia; Rodentia; Muridae
Product: histone H3.3-like
Exons: 2
Coding region: 1-426 (141 amino acids)
Cellular component (GO): nucleosome
Molecular function (GO): structural constituent of chromatin; protein heterodimerization activity; DNA binding
Source: RefSeq, a predicted model, not a curated record